Messenger RNA from Capronia coronata CBS 617.96, 1881 nucleotides. RefSeq lists its product as uncharacterized. The record is from RefSeq and is a predicted model, not a curated record. Bases 1 to 1881 code for a protein of 626 amino acids. Gene Ontology annotation, molecular function: FAD binding. The transcript has 6 exons. NCBI's taxonomy places the organism in Eukaryota, Fungi, Ascomycota, Eurotiomycetes, Chaetothyriales, Herpotrichiellaceae.
AUGUCUCCCGGUGUCAACGAUGAAGGCUUUGAUGUCGACAUGAAUGGACAUGACGUGCAUGGCAACAAUGGAACCGUCGAAGAUGUCGUUAUUGUCGGCGCUGGCCCUGCAGGAUUGAUGAUGGGAUCCAACCUGGCUCGUUACGGCAUCAAGGCGAAAAUCGUGGAUGAUCGAGAUGACAAGACUUCUACCGGAAGGGCAGAUGGCCUUCAACCGAAGACGAUAGAGACUUUUCGUCAAUUGAGACUGGCAGACUCCCUCCUCCAGAAAGGCGUCAAGAUCUACGACAUAUGCUUCUGGAGUUCAACGGCCACCGAGUCUCUGCACCGGACCGGGAGGGAGAUUCACUAUCCUGAACAGGUAGAUGUCAAGGACCCCUUUAUUCUUCUUGUCCAUCAAGGAAUGGUGGAAGACAUUUUCAUCGAAGAUAUGAAGGAGCGAGGCAUCGAAGUUGCACGAAGUUCACCGUUCAUCCGCUACGUGACUGACGAUCUUCCCGGUGCACCUAUUGAUGCCAUCUGUCAUAACAACAAGACCGGAUGCAAUGUCUCGAUCAAGACAAAGUAUUUGAUCGGCUGUGAUGGCGCCCAUUCCAAUGUCCGAAAGAGCAUACCAGGCGCGCAGAUGGUUGGAGAGAGUAGCAAUUCCAAGUGGGGAGUCAUUGACGGUGUGAUCGAAACCGACUUUCCUGACCUCUGGAGCAAGGUUGUCAUCCACUCAGAGACUGCCGGAACCGUCCUGUGCAUUCCUCGUGAGAGAAACAUGACCAGACUGUAUAUCGAACUGGAUCGUUCUUUGGACGACAGUGUGCCGGCGCAAGCCACGCAGGAAUACGUGAUCAAGCAGGCACAGGAGAUCAUGUCUCCAUUUUCCGUGACUUGGACUAGUGUUGAAUGGUUCAGCGUGUACAAGGUCGGGCAACGGGUAGCGAGCACCUUCACCGAUGAGAGAGAACGAGUGUUCAUCACAGGAGAUGCUGGACAUACACAUUCUCCCAAAGCUGCUCAAGGAAUGAACACGUCAAUGCACGACACAUUCAAUCUUUCCUGGAAGCUCAAUCUGGCCAUCCGCGGCCUUUCAACGCCUAGUCUCAUCUCAACCUACCAACACGAGCGGAGGAAGAUUGCGCAAGAUCUGAUCAACUUUGAUUUCGAACACGCCGCUGCCUUUUCCGAAGGUGACUCCAAGGCUCUGGCCGACAACUUUGCCACCAAUGUCGGCUUCAUUUCCGGUGUGGGUGUCUACUACGCCCCGAACGUCCUCAAUCUUCCAGAAAAGGUUCCCAAGGGCGUCAUUCGCGCCGGUGAAUUGAUGCCACCAGCUCCAGUCAGUCGGUACAUCGACGCAAACCCGGUUGACAUCCAGCUCGACAUCCCCAUGCUGGGUCAGUUUCGGGUGUACUUCUUCGUCCCAGACAUUCGUUUGUCUUCGGGAUUCCUCAAUGCGGUCUGCAGCCAUAUAUCGUCGACAAAGUCGAUCAUGGGUCGUGCGACCAUUGCAGCAACGAAAUCCUACGCCAAUAUGACCCCGUGUGUCGUCGAAGCCGACGAUUUCAUCCAGCCGGCUCGCUACACAGCCGCCUCACAACUAUUCACCUUUGCAACAGUGACAGGGAUGGAUAAACCAACCGUGGAGAUCUCGGAUCUGCCGAAUCUGUUGCAAAAGAGCCGGUGGACCUUCUACCUCGACGACUUGAAAGAUGGCAAAACCGGGCUCAGCUGCACGGAUAAAUGGCUGGGCGGUGUUUCCCCACAGGAGAUUGCUAUUGUGAAUGUCAGACCAGACGGAUAUGUGGGAAGUAUAGGAAGAUUCGGCAACAAAGCGGAUGCAGAGGCUUGUUCCUGGCUAGAUUCAUAUUAUGGGGGGUUUCUAAAGGGAUAG